Messenger RNA from Puma concolor (puma), 7688 nucleotides. Lineage: Eukaryota; Metazoa; Chordata; Mammalia; Carnivora; Felidae. The record is from RefSeq and is a predicted model, not a curated record.
AUGAGCGAGAUGUCCAGCUUUCUCCACAUCGGGGACAUCGUCUCCCUGUACGCCGAGGGCUCCGUCAAUGGCUUCAUCAGCACUUUGGGGUUGGUGGAUGACCGCUGUGUGGUGGAGCCCGCGGCAGGGGACCUGGACAACCCCCCUAAGAAGUUCCGAGACUGCCUCUUCAAGGUGUGUCCCAUGAACCGCUACUCGGCCCAGAAGCAGUACUGGAAGGCCAAACAGACGAAGCAGGACAAGGAGAAGAUCGCUGACGUGGUGCUGCUACAAAAGUUACAGCACGCAGCCCAGAUGGAGCAGAAGCAGAAUGACACGGAGAACAAGAAGGUGCACGGGGACGUCGUGAAGUAUGGCAGUGUCAUCCAGCUCCUGCACAUGAAGAGCAACAAGUACUUGACAGUGAACAAGCGGCUGCCAGCCCUGCUGGAGAAGAAUGCCAUGCGGGUGACACUGGAUGCAACAGGCAACGAGGGCUCCUGGCUCUUCAUCCAGCCCUUCUGGAAGCUGCGGAGCAACGGGGACAAUGUGGUGGUGGGGGACAAGGUGAUCCUGAAUCCUGUCAACGCCGGGCAGCCUCUGCAUGCCAGCAAUUAUGAGCUUAGUGACAACGCUGGCUGCAAGGAGGUCAACUCUGUGAACUGCAACACCAGCUGGAAGAUUAACCUGUUCAUGCAGUUCCGAGACCACCUGGAGGAGGUGUUGAAAGGGGGAGACGUGGUGCGGCUGUUCCAUGCGGAGCAGGAGAAGUUCCUGACGUGUGACGAGUAUAAGGGCAAGCUGCAGGUGUUCCUGCGCACCACGCUGCGCCAGUCCGCCACCUCGGCCACCAGCUCCAAUGCCCUCUGGGAAGUGGAGGUGGUCCACCAUGACCCCUGCCGUGGAGGAGCCGGUCACUGGAAUGGCCUGUAUCGCUUCAAGCACCUGGCCACGGGCAACUACUUGGCUGCCGAGGAGAACCCCAGUUACAAAGGCGAUACCUGUGAGUCCAAGGCGGCAGGAAUGCGUGCUCAGGGUCGUGCAGGUCGCCGGAACGCUGGGGAGAAGAUCAAGUACCGCUUGGUGGCUGUGCCCCAUGGCAACGACAUUGCCUCCCUCUUUGAGCUGGACCCCACCACCUUGCAGAAAACUGACUCCUUUGUGCCCAGGAACUCCUAUGUCCGGCUGCGGCACCUCUGCACCAACACGUGGAUCCAGAGCACCAACGUACCCAUCGACAUUGAGGAAGAGCGGCCCAUUCGGCUCAUGCUGGGCACCUGCCCCACCAAGGAGGACAAGGAAGCCUUUGCCAUCGUGUCAGUUCCAGUGUCUGAGAUCCGGGACCUGGACUUUGCCAACGAUGCCAGCUCCAUGCUGGCCAGUGCCGUGGAGAAACUCAGCGAGGGUUUCAUCAGCCAGAAUGACCGCAGGUUUGUCAUCCAGCUGCUGGAGGACCUGGUGUUCUUCGUCAGCGAUGUGCCCAACAAUGGGCAGAAUGUGCUGGACAUCAUGGUCACCAAGCCCAACCGGGAACGGCAGAAGCUGAUGCGCGAGCAGAACAUCCUCAAACAGAUCUUUGGCAUUCUGAAGGCCCCUUUCCGUGACAAGGGGGGUGAGGGCCCCCUGGUGCGGCUGGAGGAGCUGUCAGACCAGAAGAAUGCCCCCUACCAGCACAUGUUCCGCCUCUGCUACCGGGUGCUGCGGCAUUCCCAGGAAGAUUACCGUAAGAACCAGGAGCACAUCGCCAAACAGUUCGGGAUGAUGCAGUCCCAGAUCGGCUAUGACAUCCUGGCAGAAGACACCAUCACUGCCCUCCUGCACAACAACCGCAAGCUCCUGGAGAAGCACAUCACCAAGACCGAGGUGGAGACCUUCGUCAGCCUCGUACGGAAGAACAGGGAGCCCAGGUUCCUGGACUACCUCUCUGACCUGUGUGUGUCCAACCACAUCGCCAUCCCUGUCACCCAAGAGCUCAUCUGCAAAUGUGUGCUGGACCCCAAGAACAGUGACAUUCUCAUCCAGACCGAGCUGCGGCCGGUGAAGGAGAUGGCCCAGUCCCACGAGUACCUGAGCAUCGAGUACUCAGAGGAGGAGGUGUGGCUCACUUGGACCGACAAGAAUAACGAGCACCAUGAGAAGAGCGUGAGGCAGCUGGCCCAGGAGGCGCGGGCCGGCAAUGCCCAUGACGAGAACGUGCUCAGCUACUACAGGUACCAGCUGAAGCUCUUUGCUCGCAUGUGCCUGGACCGCCAGUACCUGGCCAUCGACGAGAUCUCCCAGCAGCUGGGUGUUGACCUGAUCUUCCUGUGUAUGGCAGACGAAAUGCUGCCCUUUGACCUACGCGCCUCCUUCUGCCACCUGAUGCUGCACGUGCACGUGGACAGGGACCCCCAGGAGCUGGUCACGCCCGUCAAAUUCGCCCGCCUCUGGGUGGUCAGCCUGGCGCACAAUCUCAUCUACUUCGGCUUCUACAGCUUCAGUGAGCUGCUGCGGCUCACUCGCACUCUGUUGGGCAUCAUCGACUGCGUGCAGGGGCCCCCGGCCAUGCUACAGGCCUACGAUGACUCAGGCGGCAAGAAUGUGCGGCGGUCCAUCCAGGGUGUGGGCCACAUGAUGUCCACCAUGGUGCUAAGCCGAAAGCAGUCUGUCUUUGGCGCCCCCAGCCUGCCUGCUGGCUCUGGUGCCACUGAGCCACUGGACCGAAGCAAGUUUGAGGACAAUGAAGACAUUGUGGUGAUGGAGACCAAGCUGAAGAUCCUGGAAAUCUUGCAGUUCAUCCUCAAUGUCCGCCUGGAUUACCGCAUCUCCUACCUGCUGUCCGUCUUCAAGAAGGAGUUUGUGGAGGUGUUUCCCAUGCAGGACAGCGGGGCCGACGGCACAGCCCCGGCCUUCGACUCCACCACUGCCAACAUGAACCUGGAUCGCAUCGGGGAGCAGGCGGAGGCCAUGUUUGGAGUAGGGAAGACAAGCAGCAUGCUGGAGGUGGACGACGAGGGUGGCCGCAUGUUCCUACGGGUGCUUAUCCACCUCAGCAUGCACGACUACGCGCCGCUGGUCUCGGGGGCCCUUCAGUUGCUCUUCAAGCAUUUCAGCCAGCGCCAGGAGGCCAUGCACACCUUCAAGCAGGUGCAGCUGCUGAUCUCAGCUCAGGAUGUGGAGAACUACAAGGUGAUCAAGUCGGAGCUGGACCGGCUGCGGACCAUGGUCGAGAAGUCGGAGCUGUGGGUCGACAAGAAGGGCAGCAGCAAAGGCGAGGAGGUGGAGGCAGGUGCUACCAAAGACAAGAAGGAGCGGCCCACAGAUGAGGAGGGCUUUCUGCACCCACCUGGGGAGAAGAGCAGUGAGAACUACCAGAUCGUCAAGGGCAUCCUGGAGCGGCUGAACAAGAUGUGCGGUGUUGGGGAGCAGAUGAGGAAGAAGCAGCAGAGGCUGCUCAAGAACAUGGACGCCCACAAGGUCAUGCUGGACCUGCUGCAGAUCCCCUAUGACAAGGGUGAUGCCAAGAUGAUGGAGAUCCUGCGGUAUACGCACCAGUUCCUGCAGAAGUUCUGCGCGGGGAACCCCGGCAACCAGGCCCUGCUGCAUAAGCACCUGCACCUCUUCCUCACACCAGGGCUCCUGGAGGCAGAGACCAUGCAGCACAUCUUCCUGAACAACUACCAGCUGUGCUCUGAAAUCAGCGAGCCUGUGUUGCAGCACUUCGUGCACCUGCUGGCCACACACGGGCGGCACGUUCAGUAUCUGGACUUCCUGCACACCGUCAUCAAGGCCGAGGGCAAGUACGUCAAGAAGUGCCAGGACAUGAUCAUGACGGAGCUGACCAAUGCAGGUGACGACGUGGUCGUGUUCUACAAUGACAAGGCCUCACUGGCCCACCUGCUGGACAUGAUGAAGGCUGCCCGGGAUGGUGUGGAGGACCACAGCCCCCUCAUGUAUCACAUCUCCCUGGUGGACCUGCUGGCUGCCUGUGCCGAGGGCAAGAACGUCUACACUGAGAUCAAGUGCACCUCCCUGCUGCCCCUGGAAGACGUGGUGUCUGUGGUGACACACGAGGACUGCAUCACUGAGGUGAAAAUGGCCUACGUGAACUUCGUGAAUCACUGCUACGUGGACACAGAGGUGGAGAUGAAGGAGAUCUACACCAGCAACCACAUCUGGACACUCUUUGAGAACUUCACCCUGGACAUGGCUCGGGUCUGCAGUAAGCGUGAGAAGCGCCUGGCUGACCCCACCCUGGAGAAGUAUGUGCUGACUGUCGUGCUGGACACCAUCAAUGCCUUCUUCAGCUCUCCGUUCUCGGAGAACAGCACCUCCCUGCAGACACACCAGACAAUCGUGGUGCAGCUGCUGCAGUCCACCACACGGCUGCUCGAGUGUCCGUGGCUGCAGCAGCAGCACAAGGGCUCCGUGGAGGCCUGUAUCCGGACCCUCGCCAUGGUGGCCAAAGGCCGGGCCAUCUCACUGCCCAUGGACCUGGAUGCACACAUCAGCUCACUGCUCAGCAGCGGCACCAGCUGUGCAGCUGCAGCCCAGCGCAACGCCUCCAACUACAAGGCGACCACGCGGGCCUUCCCCCGUGUCACGCCCACCGCCAACCAGUGGGACUACAAGAACAUCAUCGAGAAGCUGCAGGACAUCAUCACGGCCCUGGAGGAGCGGCUGAGGCCCCUGGUACAGGCCGAACUGUCCGUGCUGGUGGACGUCCUGCACUGGCCCGAGCUGCUCUUCCUGGAGGGCAGUGAGGCCUACCAGCGCUGUGAGAGUGGGGGCUUCCUGUCCAAGCUGAUCCAGCACACCAAGGACCUCAUGGAGUCGGAGGAGAAGCUGUGUGUCAAGGUGCUGCGGACCCUGCAGCAAAUGCUGCUCAAGAAGGCCAAGUACGGGGAUCGGGGCAAUCAACUGCGCAAGAUGCUGCUACAAAACUACCUCCAGAAUCGGAAGUCCAGCUCGAGGGGGGACCUUCCGGACCCCAUGAGCCCUGGCCUGGACCAAGACUGGUCAGCAAUUGCGGCCACCCAGUGCCGGCUGGACAAGGAGGGGGCCACCAAGCUGGUAUGCGACCUGAUCACCAGCACCAAGAAUGAGAAGAUUUUCCAGGAGAGCAUUGGCCUGGCCAUCCGCCUGCUGGAUGGUGGCAACACGGAGAUCCAGAAAUCCUUCUACAACCUGAUGACAAGUGACAAGAAGUCAGAGCGCUUCUUCAAGGUGCUGCAUGACCGCAUGAAGCGGGCCCAGCAGGAGACCAAGUCCACGGUGGCCGUCAACAUGAAUGACCUGGGCAGCCAGCCGCGCGAGGACCGGGAGUCGGCAGACCCCACCACCAAAGGUCGCGUGGCCUCCUUCUCGAUGCCAGGCUCCCCAUCCCGCUAUUCCCUGGGCCCCAGCCUACGCCGGGGGCACGAGGUGGGCGAGCGCGUGCAGAGCAACGAGAUGGGCACGUCCGUGCUCAUCAUGCAGCCCAUCCUGCGCUUUCUGCAGCUGCUGUGUGAGAACCACAACCGUGACCUGCAGAACUUCCUGCGCUCCCAGAACAACAAGACCAACUACAACCUGGUGUGUGAGACACUGCAGUUCCUGGACAUCAUGUGCGGCAGCACCACCGGUGGCCUGGGGCUGCUGGGGCUUUACAUCAAUGAGGACAACGUGGGCCUUGUCAUCCAGACCCUGGAGACCCUCACUGAGUACUGUCAGGGCCCCUGCCACGAGAACCAGACCUGCAUCGUGACGCAUGAGUCCAACGGCAUAGACAUCAUCACGGCCCUGAUUCUUAAUGACAUCAGUCCCUUGUGCAAAUACCGUAUGGAUCUGGUGCUGCAGCUUAAGGACAAUGCCUCCAAGCUGCUCCUGGCUCUGAUGGAGAGCCGGCACGACAGUGAAAACGCUGAGCGAAUCCUCAUCAGCCUGCGGCCCCAGGAGCUGGUGGACGUCAUCAAGAAAGCCUACCUGCAGGAGGAGGAGCGGGAAAACUCGGAGGUGAGCCCACGGGAAGUGGGCCACAACAUCUACAUCCUGGCGCUGCAGCUCUCCAGGCACAACAAGCAGCUGCAGCACCUGCUCAAGCCAGUGAAGCGCAUCCAAGAGGAGGAGGCCGAGGGCAUCUCUUCUAUGCUCAGCCUCAACAACAAGCAGCUGUCCCAGAUGCUCAAGUCCUCCGCGCCCGCACAAGAGGAGGAGGAGGACCCCCUGGCCUACUACGAGAACCACACAUCCCAGAUAGAGAUCGUGCGACAGGACCGCAGCAUGGAGCAGAUCGUGUUCCCGGUGCCUGGCAUCUGCCAGUUCCUGACGGAGGAGACCAAGCACCGGCUCUUCACCACCACGGAGCAGGAUGAGCAGGGCAGCAAAGUGAGCGACUUCUUCGACCAGUCCUCCUUCCUGCACAACGAAAUGGAGUGGCAGCGCAAGCUCCGCAGCAUGCCACUGAUCUACUGGUUCUCCCGCCGAAUGACCCUGUGGGGCAGUAUUUCCUUCAACCUGGCAGUUUUUAUCAACAUCAUCAUUGCCUUCUUCUACCCCUACAUGGAGGGCGCAUCCACAGGCGUGCUGGGCUCCCCACUCAUCUCACUGCUGUUCUGGAUCCUCAUCUGUUUCUCCAUCGCGGCCCUGUUCACCAAGCGCUACAGCAUCCGCCCCCUCAUUGUGGCGCUCAUCCUGCGCUCCAUCUACUACCUGGGCAUUGGGCCCACACUCAACAUCCUGGGCGCCCUCAACCUGACCAACAAGAUUGUAUUUGUGGUGAGCUUUGUGGGCAACCGCGGAACCUUCAUCCGGGGCUAUAAGGCCAUGGUCAUGGACAUGGAGUUCCUCUACCAUGUGGGCUACAUCCUGACGAGUGUCCUGGGCCUCUUUGUCCACGAGCUCUUCUACAGCAUCCUGGUGAGCCCUCUGGGGGCUGGGGCUGCCAGCCCCCUGGGGAUGCCACAUGGAGCUGCCACAUUUGUGGGCACGUGCAGUGGGGACAAGCUGGACUGUGUCUCAGGGGUCUCAGUGCCUGAGGUCCUGGAAGGGAACGAAGAGCUGGAGAGCACGGAGCGGGCCUGCGACACGCUGCUCAUGUGCAUCGUCACUGUCAUGAACCACGGGCUGCGCAAUGGUGGUGGCGUGGGCGACAUUCUCCGCAAGCCCUCCAAAGACGAGUCCCUCUUCCCAGCCCGUGUGGUCUACGACCUCCUGUUCUUCUUCAUUGUCAUUAUCAUCGUGCUGAACCUCAUCUUUGGGGUGAUCAUUGACACCUUUGCUGACCUGCGCAGUGAGAAGCAGAAGAAGGAGGAGAUUCUUAAGACCACGUGCUUCAUCUGCGGUCUGGAGAGAGACAAGUUUGAUAACAAGACAGUGUCCUUUGAGGAACACAUCAAGUUCGAGCACAACAUGUGGAACUACCUGUACUUCAUCGUGCUGGUCCGCGUCAAAAACAAGACGGACUACACGGGGCCUGAGAGCUACGUGGCCCAGAUGAUCAAGAACAAGAACCUGGACUGGUUCCCCCGGAUGAGGGCCAUGUCCCUAGUGAGCAACGAGGGGGAAGGGGAGCAGAAUGAGAUCCGGAUUCUUCAGGAUAAGCUCAACUCCACCAUGAAGCUGGUGUCCCACCUCACCGCCCAGCUCAACGAGCUCAAGGAGCAGAUGACAGAGCAGCGGAAGCGCAGGCAACGCCUGGGCUUUGUGGACGUCCAGAACUGCAUGAGCCGCUGAGAGCCACCGGACGCCCC